CAGCUCUGCAAAGUUGAGACGGCCCGAGUCGAAUCGCCGGAUGAACUUGUUUGGGUUUAGUUUUUAGAGGUUAUUAGAAAAAAGCAGCAUUAAUGGGGCUUUUAAACCGGAUAGGCUGUUAAACAAGAACCCAAACACAUGAACCUGAGCCGAAACAGCGUUUAAUUCGGUUUAGUUUCGCGUCAAACUGGAUACAUAGCUAGCGUUAAGACCUUAACUUCAGCUUCAGCUACAGCUACAGCUAGCCUAGCCGAUAAACCUUUCAUUUAAAGCCAUAAAACAUGGAAGCAGGUCUGGUGUGAAGCUUCUCCAGGGGCUGAUGGGGGAUGCAGAAAUGGCAGAACUGCGAUCCAGAAAAAGAGAAGGAGAGAAGAAGAAAGAAGAUGCUGCAUCUGAAGUAGACCAACAAAACCACAAUGGUGUAGCUGAUGAUUUCUCAAGAGAUGAGGACCAUCCCAAUGGAGUUGAAGAUGCCGAGCCCAUUAAUACAAUGGAGAAGACACACACAGACAGUGGUAGCACUAUAACUGAGGAGUCCGGAUCAGGUGCUGGAAAUGUGGGCGGUGCCUCACCCACAGGGACAGAGGAGGAAAAAGUGCAGACCACAGGCUCAGCCAAGAGCGCAAUGAAAAACAGCAAAACUGUACUUCUUCAGCGGAUAGUGAAGGUGUUCAUCGGUUGCCUCGCUGCAGUCACCUGUGGGAUGAUGUAUGCAGUUUAUCUGUCUACAUACCACGAGAGAAAGUUCUGGUUCUCCAGCAGACAGGAGAUGGAGAGGGAGAUUACCUUCCAGGGCGGCAGCGGGCUUUAUUAUUACUACUAUAAACACAUGCUCUUCGCUUCAUCAUUUGAGAGGGGUGUAUAUGAGCUUACACGGGAUAACAGGACGGUUUCUGGUCAGACCAUAAAUGCAGUUGAGCAGCUUUCACUCUACCCAGAACUCCUAAGCAGCCUGCUCUACAGACUCAUUGGCAGCCAGAAUGCCAUCGAGCCAGUGUAUUUCUACAUAGGGGUGGUGUUUGGCCUGCAGGCAGUGUAUGUGACUGCUCUGUUCAUCUGCAGCUGGGUGAUGAGUGGCACCUGGGUGGCGGGUAUGCUCACAGUAGCCUGGUACAUCAUCAACAGGCCGGACACGACUAAAGUGGAUUAUGCAAUCCCUCUGCGGGACAACUGGGCCCUCCCUUACUUCUCCUGCCAAGUGGCCGCUCUGACCGGCUUUCUGAGCAACAGCAUCAGCUCUGCUACAGAGAUGUUCUGUUACCUGCUGAUGAGUGUGACCACGUUCAGCUUCAUCGUGAUGUGGGAGCACAGCCACUAUGUGCUGUUUGUACAGGGAGUCGCACUGUUACUGCUGGACUGCUUCGACCUUGUUCCACCUCGCAAGACAGCAGACAUUCAUAAGGUGUACCUGAGCUCCUUGUUACUGGCCUAUGUUCUGCAAUAUCAGAGGCCCAGUCUGCUCUCCUGCCCUCUGCUCAGCCUGCUUAUAGCCAGCCUGCUGGCCAGGUACCUGCAGCAAAACAUGAAAAUGGGCCCCCUGGUGGCGAGACUAAUGAAGAUUGUGCUGCAUCUAUACCUGGUCUUCACCACAGGCAUCACUUUUAACUACCUAGUUAAGAAAAUUCUUCCAACAAAUCAGAAUGACUUCAUACUGAAGUUUCUGGAGGUCAAGUUUGGACUGAAUACAACAACGGAGUUCAUCCCGAACCUGCUGUUGUGUGAGGAGGGUUUUCAGUCCCCAGGACAGGAUUUCUUCCUGCGCCUCACCCAGGCCUCCGUCCUGCCUUUCUAUGUCCUGGUGCUUUUAGUGUGCCUCAUCUCAACCAUGCAGACCAUCUACAGGAGACUCAGUGGUGAGCGGUUAAAGGGCAGCGUGCGGAUGGAGGACGGGCGAAUAGGAGAACGCCCAGAUGUGAUCUACCAUGUUCUCCACACGCUGCUGUUCGGAGCUCUCGCCAUGAUGUUCCAGGGGACGAAGUACCUUUGGACGCCGUACGUGUGUGCCUUCACUGCAUUUGGUGUGUGUUCUCCAGAGCUCUGGAUGACUGUGUUCAGAUGGAUCAGGCUGAGGUCUGUUCAUCCUGUAGUGCUGGCACUAAUACUGAGCACAGCUGUACCGACUAUCAUUGGCUUCAGCCUGUGGAGAGAGUAUUUCCCGCGUGUGCUGUCUGAGCUGACGGAGGUGCAGGAGUUUUAUGAUCCAGACACUGUGGAGCUGAUGAACUGGAUUAAAAGUCAGGCUCCUCUGGCAGCAGUGUUUGCUGGUAGUCCUGCACUGCUGGGCACAGUCAAACUCUGCACAGGGUGGCCAGUCACCAGCCUGCCUCUAUAUACAGACCUCAACCUGCUGCAGAGGAGUGAGAGUACGUAUCAGGUGUAUGCUAUGCGCUCUGCUGAGGAAGUGUACAAGCUGUUGACUGCUCAGAAGAGCAGCUACAUUAUUAUAGAAGAGGAGCUGUGUAAUGAGAUGAGUCCCGUUAGAGGCUGCAGGAUCAAAGACCUGCUUGACUACGCCAAUGGCCAUAUGGUGUAUGAUCAAGGUGAAAUGUACACUUUUUCCAAGCAUGGCCGAUUCUGUCACGAGAUCAAAAUGAACUACUCCCCGUACACCAACUACUUCACUCGAGUGUUCUGGAACCGCUCGUACCAUGUCUACCGAGUCAACUCUGUCAUUUCCUUCCAGUACUGAGGACUGCUGCUUCCCCAUUGCUCCUCUUCUUUCUCCCUGUUUUACUUUCACUCCAUGAUGAGCUCUGAGUUACUGGAACUCCAGAUUCCUGGAGUCUGGGAUGAGAAAUCCCACACAAGACUUUUUAAAUGGAUUGUAAGGUUGCCUCAGAUUUCAGUUCUGCACAAUGACUUUUGGUGCUGUGAUGUGUGAAUGUGAAGGAGUGUGUUGAAGGAUGGUUCUGUGUGUGUGCGUGUGUGUGUGCGUGCGUUUGUGCGUGCGUGCGUGUGUGCUCACUUUCGGUCUGUAGUCCUUUUGAACCGUUUCAUGGCCUGGGUCCAGAUUCACAAAGUAAAAGCUGAUAAUGGCCCUCUUUCCCAAUAGAAGCUCAUUCCUGCUACCUAACAAAAUAAUAAUCAUCCAGCGCAUUGUGUUUAUUAUUAUUAAGUAAACUGCUAUCUCAAUAUUUUGACACACUAAGUCAUUAUUUUGAGAUAGCAAGUCAUUAUUUUGAGGUACUAUCUCAAUAUUUUGAGAUACUAAGUCAUUAUUUUGAGAUACUAUCUCAAUAUUUUAAGAUACUAUCUCAAUAUUUUGAGAUACUAAGUCAUUAUUUUGAGAUAAGUGUGUUUACUUUUGGGGGAAAAUUAGUUUUUUUAUUUUAUUUAUUAAUAUUAAGUAAACUGCUGUCUCAUUAUUUUGAGAUACGAUUCCAUUAUUUUGAGAUACUAAGUCAUUAUUUUGAGAUACUAUCUUAACAUGUUGAGAUACUAUCUCAAUAUUUUGAGAUAGUAUGUCAAAAUAAUGACUUACUAUCUCAAUAUUUUGAGAUACUAAGUGUGUUUGCUUUUGGGAGAAAAGUUUAUUUUAUUUAUUAUUAUUAAGUUAACUGCUAUAUCAAUAUUUUGACAUACUAAGUCAUUAUUUUAAGAUUCGAUUUCAUUAUUUGAGAUACUAUCCAAAUAUUUUAAGAUAGUCAUUAUAAAUAAAUAAAUAGGGCGCCGAGUGGUCCAACAGUCUAAAGCGCUGCCACUAUGAGCAGGAGGUCGCAGGUUCGAACCCCAGCUCAUGCAGCUUUGCCACCAAGCUGCCGGCGCUCAGAGGGAGCAACAAUUGGCCCUGCUGGGUAGAUGGUGCUCUCUCCCCACAUCACUCCUAUGGUGAUAUCUGCAGCACAGGGCGUCUGUGAGCUGAUGUAUCAGAACCGAGUCGCUGCGCUUUCCUCCGAGCAUGCUGUGAUGCUGCUCGGCAAUGCUGCAUCAGCAGCAGCUCGAAAAGAAGUGGUGGCUGACUUCACAUGUAUCUGAGGAAGCAUGUGUUAGUCUUCACCCUCCUGGUGUGUUGGGGCUUUACUAGUGAUAGGGGGAGUCCUAAUGGGUGGGUUGGGUAAUUGGCCGUGUAAAUUGGGGAGAAAAUGGGAAAAAUCUGAAAUAAAAUUGUUAUUAUAAAUAAAGAAAUAAAUAAAUAGUCAUUAUAAAUAGAAGCGUGUUAUUAAAUCAAUCCCUGCUCUGCAAGAUCCAGAGGCUUAUUUUGAUAUUGUGUGAUUCCUCUAAAAGCACCAAUAUUUUAUGAUUUGUGAAUCCACGUCUGAAGUAGUCCUCAAUAAUAGUAUCCAUUUUGCAUCUUUGUCCUACCUGCUUCUGUCUCUGUACAGUCUACUAGUAUCUCAAAAUAAUGACUUACUAUCUUAAAAUAAUGAGAGACUAGUUUACUUAAUUAUAAUAAAAAACGUGCUGGAUUAAUUUUUUUUUUAGGUGGUGGAAAUAGGCUUACAUAUCUUUCACCUUCUUAAUACUUUCUUAGGGCUUUUCUAUAGAACUAAUUUAAGAUAAUCUUUAACAUUUAAAACUGUGUUAGAACAUUCAGAGUGCUGCUUUUAUUAUAAAUCCCAUUGUAAUCAUAAACUGAUCAAAUCUCAAAUAAAAAACACUGGAGAAUAUCAGAAUUGAUCAGUAAUAACUGUAUAAGCGUAUUAAAAAAAAAAAGGGUUAUUCUUAAAAAAACGUUAGCAAAUAUGACAAUAUAUUCUUGAGGGACUGUUAGUGCCUGGAAAAUAAAAGUGGUUUGCUCGUGUGACGAGCAACGCUUGGGAACGCUUAGUUUUAUCCUCUCUUUCCUAUAUUUGCUAUCCACUUCACAUAUUUAUCUGAAAAGUGGAUAAAUAGUAAUAAUAACAGUUACACUUUUAUUUUAAUCUGUAAAAUGCAGCAUAAACAAAAACAAGUUACAAAUUGCUACAUAAAAAAACACAACUACACAGAGUAUCUCAAAAAAUACAUUUUGAGAAGCCACCAAAACUGAGCAAAUGACAUUCCCUGGUCUGCCCUAUU
Messenger RNA from Astyanax mexicanus (Mexican tetra), 4998 nucleotides. RefSeq names its product dpy-19 like 4. The transcript has 20 exons. Gene Ontology annotation, molecular function: mannosyltransferase activity. The coding region runs from base 320 to 2689 and encodes 789 amino acids. NCBI's taxonomy places the organism in Eukaryota, Metazoa, Chordata, Actinopteri, Characiformes, Acestrorhamphidae. Gene Ontology annotation, cellular component: nuclear inner membrane. The record is from RefSeq and is a predicted model, not a curated record.